Fusarium vanettenii 77-13-4 is the source of this 1516-nucleotide messenger RNA. RefSeq lists its product as uncharacterized. Bases 1 to 1017 code for a protein of 338 amino acids. The record is from RefSeq and is a predicted model, not a curated record. Gene Ontology annotation, cellular component: septin ring; microtubule cytoskeleton; septin complex. The transcript is spliced from 3 exons. NCBI's taxonomy places the organism in Eukaryota, Fungi, Ascomycota, Sordariomycetes, Hypocreales, Nectriaceae. Gene Ontology annotation, biological process: cytoskeleton-dependent cytokinesis. Gene Ontology annotation, molecular function: GTPase activity; GTP binding; molecular adaptor activity.
AUGGCUGCUGUUCCUCCCAACACCAUCUACCCCCAGAGCCAUGUCGGUUUCGACAGCAUCACCUCCCAGAUCGAGCGCAAGCUCUUGAAGCGUGGUUUCCAGUUCAACGUCAUCUGCGUUGGCCAGACUGGUAUGGGCAAGUCAACCCUCAUCAACACCAUCUUCGCGUCCCACCUCAUCGACUCCAAGGGUCGCUUCCAGCCCGAUGAGCCCAUCCGCUCCACCACCGAGAUCCAGGCCGUCUCUCACGUUAUCGAGGAGAAUGGCGUUCGAUUGAGACUCAACAUUGUCGAUACCCCUGGCUACGGCGACCUUGUCAACAACGACCGCUGCUGGGAUCCCAUCGUCAAGUACAUCAAGGAUCAGCACUCCGCGUACUUGCGCAAGGAGCUCACUGCACAGCGAGAGCGCUACAUCCAGGACACCCGCAUCCACUGCUGUCUCUUCUUCAUUCAGCCCUCGGGUCACUCCCUGAAGCCCAUCGACAUUGUUGUUCUGAAGAAGCUUUCGGACGUUGUCAACGUCGUUCCCGUCAUUGCCAAGGCCGACUCCCUGACCGUUGAGGAGCGUCAGGAGUUCAAGGAGCGCAUCAAGGAGGAGUUUGCUUUCCACAACCUCAAGAUGUACCCCUAUGACAACGAUGAGUUUGACGAUGAGGAGCGCGCCCUGAACACCCAGAUGAAGGACCUCGUCCCCUUUGCCGUCGUCGGAUCCGAGAAGUCGAUCAUUGUCAACGGCCAGCAGGUCCGUGGCCGCCAGAACCGAUGGGGUGUGAUCAACGUCGAGGAUGAGACUCACUGCGAAUUCGUGCACCUGCGAAACUUCCUCCUCCGAACCCACCUCCAGGACCUCAUCGAGACCACGUCCCAGAUCCACUACGAGACCUUCCGUGCCAAGCAACUGCUGGCCCUGAAGGAGAGCAGCGCACACGGUGGUGCCAGCAGCCGACCCAUCAGCCCUGCCGCCGACCGCGAGCUGAGCCGCAACUCGCAACGGAUGACGAUGAACGGCUACUAAGUCGACGACGUUUGUGCUUAAACUUGUGUUGGCGAGGGAGCAACGGCGUCUCUGGGCAGCUAGAUAGCCCGCAUUUGUUACGACUCUCGACAUAUUUCACGGCCUCAUGUACAGCAAACCCAAAAGUAGUUGCUUUGUCGGGGGGUUACGGCGGUCACAUAUACUGUGAUUAACCGACAAAAGGCCUUUUUACAUCGUUUCGAUGACGUUGACAGGCGAGCACGGGAUGAGAGCAGGACACUUGGGGGCGUUUGCUAAUGCUUGAGUGCCGACGGGAUUGUCGGUUCUAAUAUGGCUAAGUCUCAGGAGGUGGUUCUGCCGGCUCAGUCCAUGUCGAAGCUGUACGCGACAUUUUUUUCAUUUUCGUUCAGUGUUACCCCGAGCUAUCUUGGCCUUUUUUAUGUUUUAAUCAGACCGGUUACCCCAUACUCUAUUAUAGAGUUAGUUUCGUUGCCUAGGUACAUAGUGUAGUGUAUCAAUUCCCACUGGAGUUUUUGAC